UUUCACUUGUUCAAUAAGUCGGUCGUUCUCUCUAAAUAAAAAAUUAUGAAUUUAACACAUCCCAAGACAGGAAAGAGUCUAAAAAUCAAUGAGUUUUGGCUGCGUGAUCACUGUCGUUGUGGAGAGUGCUUAAAUUUGGAAACAAAUCAGCGACGUUACGAUCUCUUAGAUCUGCCAGAUGAUAUUAAAUCCCUGAGUAACAAAUUUGAGGGAAAUAAAUUACUAAUUCAAUGGAGUGAUGGUCAUCGGUCCAGCUAUGACCUCGACUUUAUCUUUGAUUCUCAGCUGGAUCAGUUGAUAAGCCGGCGAUCAAAGUACACUUCCCCAACCGCCUGGAGUCGCAGCAUUAUCUUACAAAAUGAGCAUCAUUUGCGCUUCUCACUGCCCCAACUGGUGUCCAGUGAUGAGGUGGUCAAAUCUCUGGUAGAGUCCCUUGUACGCUAUGGCAUCAUCUUCAUCGAUGAUGUGCCUCCCACACCCACCAUGACAGAGUUGGCUCUGCGUCGAGUUUUUCAUCUGAUGAAAACCUUUUUCGGUGAGAUGUGGACGUUCAGUGAUAAGCCCGAUCAUGCUGAUACUGCCUACACCAAGCUAUAUCUGGGUUCUCACACCGAUAAUACAUACUUUUGUGAUGCUGCAGGUUUGCAGGCUUUGCAUUGCAUCCAACACUCGGGUUCUGGGGGUGAAAACUUCUUCGUAGAUGGUUUGUAUGUGGUCAGUGAACUAAAGAAACGAUUUCCCGAUGCUUAUGAGACCCUGUGCCGAGUUCAGGUUCCUGGAGAGUAUAUAGAAAAAGGCGAGCAUCAUCGGCAUACGGCUCCCAUUAUCCAAUUGGAUCCCGUGACUCAGGAAUUUGUACAACUCCGGCUUAAUGUCUACGAUCGUGCUGUGUUUGAUACUCUGCCUCAAUCGGAGAUGCCUCGUUUCUAUCAGAGUCUUCGGCAACUUUUGCAACUCGUAAGGGAUGAGCAUGUGCAGUGGAAUCUAAAACUAAUUCCGGGAAGCAUUGUCCUGUUCGAUAACUGGCGGGUGCUCCAUGGUCGUCAGGCUUACACCGGAAGUCGCACCAUGUCCGGGUCCUAUGUGCAGCGUACGGACUUCCUGAGCAAGGCUCGUGUGUUGGGAAUAAUCGAAUAAAACCAACAAAAACACAUCUCUUUCAUCUUGAUCCCUGAUUGCCCGACACUUGUUCCCCGCCCAUCUCCAAUUCAAUUUCGAUUGCAAAUGCCAACGCAUCAUAAUAAAAAGUUA
Molecule: messenger RNA, 1251 nt
Organism: Drosophila serrata
Lineage: Eukaryota; Metazoa; Arthropoda; Insecta; Diptera; Drosophilidae
Gene: Tmlh
Product: Trimethyllysine hydroxylase
Biological process (GO): carnitine biosynthetic process
Cellular component (GO): mitochondrion
Molecular function (GO): iron ion binding; trimethyllysine dioxygenase activity
Source: RefSeq, a predicted model, not a curated record